Messenger RNA from Solea senegalensis (Senegalese sole), 2345 nucleotides. It is a transcript of the gene hsf1, whose product is annotated as heat shock transcription factor 1. Gene Ontology annotation, biological process: regulation of DNA-templated transcription. Gene Ontology annotation, molecular function: DNA-binding transcription factor activity; sequence-specific DNA binding. The record is from RefSeq and is a predicted model, not a curated record. The coding region runs from base 300 to 1880 and encodes 526 amino acids. NCBI's taxonomy places the organism in Eukaryota, Metazoa, Chordata, Actinopteri, Pleuronectiformes, Soleidae. The transcript has 15 exons.
UUACGUUCAGUGAAACGUCAUCAGCAGGCGACAGCUCGUUGUCUGUUACGCAGUUGUUUAGUUUGUUGAAAUUUUCCACCAUAGAGUUUCCGUUUAAAGUCUCUUUUUAAACCCCGCGUCUCGCCGACACUUACCGGGAGCUUCCAGCGGCAGCAGCGGCCUCCUCUGGCCGGGAUCCGAGCUCCGUGGACCGGUGCGAUCGCUACUUUGAGGCUCAGGAGCAGUUAGCAUCGUUAGCUCAGAUUAACUACAGUGUGUCAGAUUAAUAAUCCAGUGAGCGUUUGAUUGUUGUAUGUUCGAUGGAGUAUCCCGGAGGAGGAGGGGGUGGGGCGGUGCUUCCCGCUGGAAGCGUCCCGGCCUUCCUCACUAAACUGUGGACUCUGGUUGAAGAUCCAGACACGGACCCGCUGAUCUGCUGGAGCCCGAGCGGAAGCAGUUUCCACGUGUUUGACCAGGGUCGCUUCUCCAAGGAAGUUCUGCCAAAGUUCUUCAAACACAACAACAUGGCGAGUUUCAUCAGACAACUUAACAUGUACGGUUUCAGGAAGGUGGUCCACAUCGAGCAGGGCGGUUUACUGAAACCAGAGAGAGACGACACCGAGUUCCAGCACCCGUUCUUCAUCAGAGGAGAGGAACAUCUGCUGGAGAACAUCAAACGUAAAGUCAACGUGUCCUCAGUGCGUCCGGACGAAGUGAAGAUCUCCACAGAAGAAGUGAACAAGAUCCUGAGCGACGUUCAGCUGAUGAAAGGAAAACAGGAAACCAUCGACUCCAGGAUCAACACCAUGAAACAUGAGAACGAGGCUCUGUGGAGGGAGGUGGCCAGUCUGAGACAGAAACACUCCCAACAACAGAAAGUUGUCAACAAGUUGAUCCAGUUCCUGGUGUCUCUCAUCCAAACCAACAGGAUCUUGGGAGUGAAGAGGAAGAUUCCACUGAUGCUGAACGACUCCAGCUCCGCCCACUCCCUGCCCAAAUAUAGUCGUCCGCUCUCACUGGAGCACAUGCAGGCUGCAGCCAGUCUCCUUUCUGCCGACUCACCCAUCUCUUCUGGACCCAUCAUCUCUGACAUCACUGAGUUGACCUCGCCUAUUACAGAGGGCGUGGCCAGUGAUUGGACGGACGCAGGUGAGAGUCAGUCGGUUGACAUCAAAGAUGACCUGCCCAGUCCUGAUGUGGAGGUGUGUCCUGUUCUGGAGGGUGGAGGCACACCUGUGGACACGCCCCUCUCUCCCACCACCUUCAUCAACUCCAUCCUGCAAGACAACGAGACACAGCCGACCGCCAACCCGACACCAGCCAUUGUUGAGAUGAGCUCCGCCUCCUCUGGGCCCCUCCCACCUGCCCCAACCAGCCAAUCAUCUUCUCCCUUGUCCAGCCUCAUUUCAGGCUCCCCCCCAACUCAGCGGAAAUGCCAGACCAUCGCCUGCAUCGACAGACCCCUCCCCCCUCCCUCUGCAGGUGGAUUCUCACCUGACAUUUGGCGCUUGGUAUCAUCGUCAGCUGACAAGAGUGAGUUGUGCAGCCAUGUGGACACCGUGGACAACAGUCUAGAGAACCUGCAGACCGUCCUCAAUACACAGACGUUCACCUUUGACACGAUGCCGCUGCUUGAGUUCUUGGGUUCUUCUUCCUCCUCUGGGGAGUUUGACCUCGACAGUUUGGACAACCUGUUGUCCGAUGAACUUCCUAAAGACGCUGGUGGAAGCAGCAGCAUGAGUGACACAGGGAAGCAGCUGGUGCAGUACACAGCCACACCCCCGGAGGCCGAUCUGCCGUCCCUGCUGGAGUUGGCCGAGCCUUUCCUCAGUCCAGACCCACCCACCGACGACCCCGCGGCUGCCCUUCUAAGCCACACCCACCACGACUCGGACCUUUGAUGACUCAUCAGUAACCACAGCAACAGGCCGAGCACCGACUCAGCAGACGAGGAAAUCAACUCAUCAACGAUAGAUCGAUCAAUAGAUCAGAGUUAGUUUUUAGUCUGCAAGUUAUUGAUCAUCUGUCUGUGUGUGUGUGUGUGUGUCUCUGUGUGUGUGAGAGUGUGUGUCGUCUUCCGCUCCUUUUAUUUUAGGUUUUUUUUGUUGCUUUUAUUAAAGUUGACACUGAAAAAAAAGAGCAUGUGGGUGUGGCAUGGCGGAUGAUGUCACAGGAGGGGGCGGGGCCACCUGCAUGUAAUUUGUGUAAAAUAGAGACACCAACGAGAAUCGGAAUAUUUUUGGAAAAGUUUAUAAGAAUAAUGAGUCGUCACCCGUCGCCAUGGAAACCAUGUUGGAUCGAUAUGAUUGAUCAGGUUUUCAGCCUUGAUGUGUGAUUGAUCCACAUUAAAGUUAUUUAUCGCCUCA